GUUGAGUUAAAGGCACCAAGACUUGCCAUUUUGUGCCAAGUAUAACAAAGAACCCAACUUGUGAACCUAAAUUGCUGUGAAAGAGAUCGUUCUUCUCUCUGUUUCACAUAAAAGGAAAACAUAAGAAAAGAAAAAAAAAAAUCUUUCUCUUUCACAAUCUUAAUUUCUGCUCACCAUCAAGGCAAGUUUCCUUCUUUUGAUCCUCAACAAUUUCCAUUGCUACUAAAAAUAUCUUCUUUCCAAAACAAUUCACGCAUUUACGUUUUUCUCAAUCUUUACAUAUAUGGUAACCAACUCUUAUUCCAUUCCUCUGUAACUCACACAAAUUCCUGUCCAAAAAUUAGUUUUUUCUUUUCAUGUGAUGUGAGAAUUUGGGUUACGAGAAAGAUGAAGACUAUUAGUGGAUUAGGUAUUGGGUUAAGUUUAAUGUUUGGGUUUCUUCUAUUAGCACUUGUUGGAGAAGUCUACUAUCUUCUAAGAUGUAAGAAGCACAAGAAGAGAGUCAUAAGCCAAGAGAGUGAAGAAGAGAAAGAAGAAGAACAACAACAAAACGGAUACGCUAAAGAACUAAUCCAGCUCUUCUGCUUCAAAAAACCUCAAUCUCUGCAGCAAAACAAUGGAGGAAGAGAAGGUGAAGUCUCAAUGAAUGAAGAUGGGAAUCCAGAUUUAGAACUUGGGUUGAUGAAACACUUGAAUGGAGGAGAUCUAGGGUUUGAAGCAGAGCUUAUGAAGCUUCAUAACCAGAGGUUUCUAUUCACAAUCAUGGAAGAGACAAAAGCAGAUUUGGAAUCUGAAGAUGGGGGUAAAUCAAGAUUAGGUUCAAGAUCAAGAAGAAGAAGCUUGAGUGAUGUUCCUAAUGACUGUAAUACCCCUGGAUUCACUCCAUUGGCUUCUCCUAAAAAGUCAUCAUCUCCUCUGGAGUCUUAUCCACACCAUGGAUUCAAUCCUCUGUUUGAGUCAGACGGUGAGCUUGAGUUUAACAAGUUUUUCAGGUCCUCUUCUUCACCUCCACCGAAGUUUAAGUUCAUGAGAGAUGCUGAAGAGAAGCUAAGGAAGAGAUUGAUUGAAGAAGCCAAAAGAAGAGAACUCUCGAUUGUAACAGAAGGUUCGUUUCUCAAGUUUAUGAAUCCUGCGAUGAACAGAGAGAAGAAACAGAGUAUUCAAGAAUGUGAUGAAACGGUGUCGUUUUCUCCUUCUUCUUCCUCAUCAGGUACAACAAUUACAAAUCUUAGAACGUUAGUGGUUGUUUAGUAUUAGCAUCUCUGUGGCUUUACUCUUUUAAUUUUUAUUUUUGGUUGAAUUUUUGUUUCCAAAAAUUUCAAUUAUAUUGUGUGAAAAUUCUAUCUUUCCUUUCUCUCAUUCUUGUUAUUUAGGAAUGAUUUCUUCUGUACGUAUCAAUCUGAAAUUUUUUGCAGAUGCUUGUUUUGUUUUCGUCUAAGAAAUCUUCUUAAGAUAUAGAAAUUAUAUAAUUUGUUCUCUAACCAAAUAGGCAAUAACAAAAUAUUUUGUAUAAAGCUAGCUUUU
Messenger RNA from Arabidopsis thaliana (thale cress), 1524 nucleotides. RefSeq lists its product as uncharacterized. The record is from RefSeq and is marked reviewed. NCBI's taxonomy places the organism in Eukaryota, Viridiplantae, Streptophyta, Magnoliopsida, Brassicales, Brassicaceae. The coding region runs from base 388 to 1251 and encodes 287 amino acids. The transcript has a single exon.